AUGAAUGUGGAUAUCCAGCGGAUCAAUGUGGGAUAUUGGACUUUUCAUUUGGGGAAUGCUUUACUGUUUAUCGGCUUCCUCGGCUUCAACUCACAAAUCGGACUCUUGGUAUUGAGGCUGUUCGCCGUCUUGGGAUUCGGAACAAUGGCGGCUCGGAUCUGGCUUUUGCCUGAUAAAGAUGGAUACCUCGAGACGGCGAUUUGGAGCGCGGUGUUUGCCGCUGUUAAUUUCGUGCACUUGCUUGUGAUAUUCUAUCGAUUGAGGCCUAUCAAAUUCUCGACUGAGCUAGAGAUGGUAUAUAAAGCCAUGUUCGUCCCUUUGCGUGUCUCUCGAAGUCAGUUCAAAAAAAUCACCGAAGCUGUGACCGGGACAAUGCAUAUUCCAGCCAACCAUUUGUUCGUUGAAGAAAAUCGGUCACGUGUCGAGAAUCUGACCCUCGUACUUGACGGCAGUUUUGCAGUAACUCAAGGGAAUAAGAGACUGCAUGUGGUGAAAUCACUGCAGUUCCUGGAUUCGCCGGAAUGGUACAUGGUCGUGACGGAUCAUCCGUUCCAGGUGACGAUGACCAGUCUUGAAAAUUCGACUGUGAUAAUGUGGCAUCGCGAUAGACUCAAGUUGUCCAUCAUGCGAGAUCAAUUCCUGCAAGCCGUGUUCGACCACAUCGUCGGAAGAGAUGUCGUCAGAAAACUUCUGCAGGUGAGCGAUACGUUGUCGACUGCAACUAUGUUGCGGUGCGAGAAGCGUGCUGCUGGAGCCUUUGGGGAUUCGAAAGGAGGUAACGGUAUUAUCGAUUCGCGAGCGGAUUCUGUGCCGAACAAUAAGCCAGUCGUUGUUGUCCACCGUGUGGACAAACCUGGGCAAGAAUCGGUGACGAAUCACGUUUUGGACUCUCAUGCCAGUGGAAGGAAGCGGUACGAGGAGGAACCGUUGCUCGCGACGAAGCCGGAUCGGUUGUUGAAAGACGAGUUCACGCUUGCUAUGGAUGGGCUGAUGGAGGCGAUUGGGAGGGACUCUUUGGCCACCAACUUCCGUCCGUUUGUCCAGCAUGACGUCAUUCGCACGACUAAUCUGUAGCUCCUCUCAUUUUCCUUUCUCAGUCACGCACCACUUUGAUUUCCAGUGCCGAGUGAAAGAGAAAGACUUGUCCGUUCGAAUUACAUUUUUUUUUGCGAACAACAACUUUUUUGUUGUUAGAUUCAUGCCAGUUUUCGCUUGCCAUCAGUUUGGGUGUACUUUUUUUUUUGCUUGUGACGCGCUCUCGCAAGUUUUGACGAUAUUUUGUGUAGUCACACAGAAUUGAUUUUUUGAAGCACUAGAUUUAGGAUGAACUUUUGCAUGCUUUUUAAAAAUUAUCUUGGUAUCUUUUUGAAAUUUUUAAGAUUUGAAAUACUGCAGUCAAGCGAGCCGGCUGAAAUGCCCGCUGUUUGGUCAAGUUCUGAACUAAAUCAUGGGAAAUUCACCUUAAAACGAACAAGUUUUCGAUGGAAAUGUAUGUUUACUCGGUUUGGUUUAUCAGUUUUGUCUCCCUAGCUGAGUCGCGGAUAGAUAAAUGAAGAUGCUCGUAAUUUGCAAAGAUUAUUUUCCCGACUGCUUUGAAAUUUGGCACGACCAGGUUGAAAUCGAAGGACAGAAAGUUGGUCGUCGACGCGAUCUCUAUGAGAAAACAAAGAUUCCAUGAUCUAUAAGCAGUUUCUUCCAAUAAUUGAAAAUGUGCCAUGACCCUGAUCUGACGACCAUGUUGUAAUACUAGUUCUAGUAGAGAGAAUUUAGAUUUUGAUGUUUAAUGUUAAAUUUGAACUGACGUUGUCAUUGGCGAGCGAGAAGUGCCAUUAAAGAAAAUUACAGUAUUUUCAAAUUAUCCGAAGCUUUCUGUAACUCUUAUUAAUCCCAGAGUAGAUUUUAGGAUUCCGACGAAGAAACUUGGGUUAUCCAAAAAACGCAGAAGUGAUGAACCAUUCCGUAUGAACGUUCUUCUAACUUGAAUUUUCCUCAGCGUAUCACCGAGAGAGUUUCUAAUCGUUUUUAUACGUAUAGUAUUCGAUUGGCUUAACGAGAGUUUAGGCUUUCCUGUGUAAAGCUGUUUUUAGAAAGUUUAAAUUUUGAAACUAAAAUCUGAUUGUCUGUGAGAAACAUUUGUCGCCAUGUACGUGUAGCUUGAGAAUGUGCCAUUUGAGUUUGCCUUGGUGGCAUAUGAACCGCGUGUAUUUUGUUUUUUCAUAUUCCGCGGAUCAAUGUAGUCUCUGAACAUAUUGUUGCAACGAAUAGGAGCCUUUGUCGGCGGAGAGGACUGGAGGAUGCAGAAGAUCGAUGAAGUGGAGACCGAAGCGGAGACGAAGCUUUAAGAGAGAGGAUUAAAAAAGAGCAGAGAAAGGGGGGGGAAUGUGCUUCCUGCUGUUUGUUCGUUCGUUUCGGGGUUCAGCGAUAGUGUGCCUUGUGUGUGACCUGUCGCGGAGUGCAUCGUCGUAGGAACGAGCAAGAAAAGCGUGGAUUUAGCUUGUAACCGGAUUUGACGACUUGCGAGGCUCUGCUUUCUGGUCAUUAAAAGUUGAAAUGGAGUAAUCCUGGUGGACCGUUUUACAUGAGCCUACCUUCUGACGCUUCCGCAGAUGUGACUCGAGUGUGAAAGUUCUACUUUGCGAAGCUCGUAAGGCACUGUUUAAGCUUGUUUGAUCUUGUUUCAUUUCGCAGAAAUAUCAAGCGUUGAAUAAUUUCAUUUGUCGAAAAGAAACUGUAGUGGUCAUUAUCCGGGCAUAUUCUUUAAAUGGUCAUGGAAACGCGCGGAAUGGAAGAGAAAUUUGGUCGGAUUAACAAACUUCAAAUCGCAAGAAAUUCUAAGCCAAAAAAAAAAAUCGGACUCAAUGUAGGAUUCAUGUUCAGUGAGAGUCCAUCAACGACUUGUUUCUGCGUCAUUGGUAUCUGAACAAAAUUGUGUUCACGGAACCCAUCCGGAAAAGUUCCCGAGAAUUUGUUUUUGUGUUUUGCAGAACUUCUCUUGCAUAUUUAUUCUUAUCCGUUUUCUGACUUCGGAGGAGUUUUAUCCCGUUUGCACAUAGAUGAAUGAACGGAUUUAAUUUGUUGUGGAAGGUAAAAUUGAGAAAGUAAAUUCAUUUCUUAGUCUUCAUCUGAAAUAUUUAAACAUUCGAAAGAAAAAUAUUUGUCCAGACAAUUUCUUGAUGGAAGGUGGUGAUCCAUAAAUCUUUCCAUUUCUGUAAACCGACUGAUUCGAGCGUUUCCAUUCGCGCCAAAUUUUUCUGAUGCAUAACUUUCCUGAAAGAGAUUUCGUAUUUGAAAUCACUGGUUUGUAAAUCGGUCUACUAGAAGAUUUUCUCUUGGAUCAUUCUCAGUGGGAGUUCAAAAGUAGAAGCGUAUUUCGUUCGCCGCUUUGGAAUUGUGAUACGUAUUUCACUUUGGUUGGGAAUUGGUGCUGUAUUUUUUGGUUUGAUUCUUGCCAGUAAUUGUCUGUAUGGUAUUAUAAAGGAACCUCGUUUUGAAAAAUGAAAAAAAAACUGACGGAUUAACGAAUGAUUCGAUGCAAAUCAGAAACAGAAUCAAUGGUGGUAUUGCAAGUGCUUGUGAGUGUUCCAUUGGCGUAAGUAACGGAUGUCAGUUUUGUGGGUUCCUUGCGUCAAGCGUAAGCCAAUUUUUUUUGUGUCCCGGGAAGUGAUAUUAAUUUUUUUUCUAAAUCCCGUCAGCGUGUUGUAGCCAGUAUUAGCCGAGGCUCUCGAAUUCGUCUGUGUGGCUCGCGCUUUGGAAGAACUUCCCGGAAUAAAAAAAGAUGGUGUCUGUCCGGAAAAA
Messenger RNA from Notodromas monacha, 3795 nucleotides. NCBI's taxonomy places the organism in Eukaryota, Metazoa, Arthropoda, Ostracoda, Podocopida, Cyprididae. The record is from the annotation of a GenBank genome assembly.